CACUAAGCCACCGUUCCUGCCUUCCUCCCAGCCCCGAGUCCUGCCCCCUCGUGGUGCUCGCGAAAGAGCCACAGUCCAGCCCCGAGCGGAUCCUGGAGGCGGCACCGCAUGCACGAGGGCUAUUCCCUGCCCUUGGAUGAGUUCCGCAUGGCUGCCAUGCAGGGCAACCUCCCCGUCAUAAAAGCACUCGUCAAACAAGGAAUUGCUGUCGACCAGAUCUUGAAGUCAGGUUGGACGUGUCUGAUGUAUGCUUGCUCCAGCGGCAAGCAGCACAUCGUGGAGUAUCUGCUGCAACAAAAUGCCGACCCGAACCUCCAUAAGGAGCUGUUCACACCCCUCAUGGCUGCCUGUGCCUCUAGUCGGGAGUCCGAGUCAGACCUCCUGGAGUGUGUAGAACUCCUGUUGAAUUACGGCGCCAAGGUAGACACGGCCGAGCGCCACAGGAUGACAGCGCUCAUGUUUGCCAGCAAGGAAGGCCGCGCCACCAUCGUCCAGAAGCUCAUCAGUGAAAAGGCCGAUGUGAAUAAACAGGACAACAAGGGAUGGACAGCUUUAUGUUGGGCAGCAACCAAAGGUCAUGGAAAAGUGGUGCGAAUAUUGCUUCAGAAUUCAGCCGACCCUCUCAAGAUGAACACUCAUGGUCAGCGUCCAGCUGACAUAGCUCUUGCUGCAGGUUAUCCCGAGAUUGCAGACAUUCUAGAGCGUGUGUGUGUGAGGGAUUCGGAACCAAAUCCCCUUUUCAUCAAAGAAGAAGAUGACCUGGACUGUGUACCUCGCAAGCCUUCCUCAGAUGUCAAAACAAUCCAGAACUUCGGUGAACUUGAGAUGGUUCUGUCGGGCUUAGACUUGGCAUAUAUGAUACCCCUGUUUCAGGAACAUAAGGUGUCCUUUGAGACUUUCCUGCGUCUGACGGAGAAGGACCUUGAGAGCAUGAACGUGUCAGCCAUUGGAGUGCGCAAGAAAAUCCUCCAAGCUGUCAAAGAGAUCAACAAGAAGGAGUGGCAGACGUCUAGCCUCCCAGCCAUCACCUUAGACACACAACUUACAGUUCCUGAAGCAGUAGCCAUGAUCGCCAACAUGAAUAAGCAUAUCCGUUACAUGCAUGCAUCCAUAGGCUACCUGCGAGACCAGCUGCAAGGAAACCCUAGGCUGCUUCAACUGGGCCAGGAGGUGCACAAUGUGGUCUCACUCGCUAAGAGCUGUGGUGACACGCUCAAGCACUUGUCCAACUUUCAUGAGGAGGUCAAGUUCUUCAAGACCCAUCUUGAUAAGGUCAGUGGAAAUGCAGAGUACAGCUCAGCAGACCUCAUAGUGGACUAUGCAGACAACGGCAGAGUCUGGCAGCGACGCCUCUUAGCCUCACUCGUGGCCACAACGGCAAUCGCAACAAUUCUCUGGUACUCACGGCCUCGAGCCUUUGCCAAGAUCUUUAACAUUAGUGUUGUGCCGCACGAUACAGUUUUGUUAGAUGUGUAAGGCGGCUUCAUUCGUCAAAAGGGAAGUAAAGCUUUGUUUUAAAUGUGACAAGGAGAUGGAUUAAUUUUGUUUCUGUUUCUACUUCACUUUCAGAGUUGAGAUUUUUUUUUCUUCUUUCUACAUUGCUGUUAUUAUUAAGCAUUAUACUAGAGAAUACUAUAAUAUUGCUUUCUGAUACUUAUCAUUAAAUUCCUUACUAAGAAUCGUAAGGAUGUGGUAUAAAGAUAGUUUCUAAUUCUGUACAGAAAAAAAAAUGUUUUGAGUUACGAGUGUUUCUUUUAUUAUUCGUCUUUCUCUUUCACUUAGAAAAGAAACAUGCUCUAUUCACAACUUGUCCUGCCUUGUUAACCCGCUGUUGAUGGGAUGGCAGGAAUACCCUCCUUGUCCACUGUGUCUGAGUUGAUUGCCUUUACACACAAGUUGUCCCACGAGUAGCCUAAUCACCAAGGACUCAAUUACUAGUCCUGCCCAGCUCACCUGGUUACCCUUUUCAUUGUUUCUUGUUUCAUUUUUUAUUGCUGUAACUUAAUAACAUAAUAUUAAUUGUAGUGUCAACAACAAUAAUAAUAGCAUUGAUAUUAAUAGCAUUAGCAAAGGGACAGUUAGGCUUACUGAUUGGCUCCUUGGUGUCGGAGCACCUGUGGACCCAUCGACAUUUCACAAAAGAAAAUCACUGUAGACAGUGUGACUACUCAGCACCAUUGGGUUAAGUUAGAACCAGUGUGUAAUUUUGUUAUAUAUAUAAAUGGGUGUGUGUGUGUGUCUGUGUCUGUGUCUAUGUAUAUAUACAUGU
Messenger RNA from Penaeus indicus, 2269 nucleotides. RefSeq names its product ankyrin repeat, SAM and basic leucine zipper domain-containing protein 1-like. Gene Ontology annotation, biological process: piRNA processing. The transcript is spliced from 8 exons. Lineage: Eukaryota; Metazoa; Arthropoda; Malacostraca; Decapoda; Penaeidae. The coding region runs from base 109 to 1476 and encodes 455 amino acids. Gene Ontology annotation, molecular function: protein binding. Gene Ontology annotation, cellular component: pi-body. The record is from RefSeq and is a predicted model, not a curated record.